Molecule: messenger RNA, 2053 nt
Organism: Fopius arisanus
Lineage: Eukaryota; Metazoa; Arthropoda; Insecta; Hymenoptera; Braconidae
Gene: Dlish
Product: Dachs ligand with SH3s
Exons: 6
Coding region: 655-1833 (392 amino acids)
Molecular function (GO): protein binding
Source: RefSeq, a predicted model, not a curated record
AUUUUGUGGUGGAGGCGGUCUUCAGGAAUCGCCUAGAUAAAACAAUUCCUACAGGUUAAUUGUUAAACAAAUUAGUUUGAGGAUAGAAAAUUGAAUGGCGUCUUGUAUAAAUUUUCAACAAUUAUCCUCCCGAAUUCACUUGACAAAAUGAAUUAUUUCUCUGAAUGCACUUGAGUGGCAAGUGCAUCUGGAGGCGCUGAUGGAGAUGCAUUUGGAAAAUUUUCUCCGGCAUCUCUCAGUAUCCUCCAAUGGUCUCUCCACAGGUAAAAUGUAGAGGGGAAUUGCAGACGCACCGUUGGUUAUAACGGGUGUGGGGUUUCAAAGUCGGGGGACAGGUAGAGAGGGGUCCCUGACAGGCCCAAACCCGUAUACAUGUGAUUGGUCAUAGUGUUGAACAUCGUGCCCAAAACGUUUGCGUCUAACAUCAAUCGGUUUUUCUUAUUACCGAUUUUUAUUGUCAUUGUUGAAUGAUUGUUUGAGAAUUCGCGGUUUCGCGGUAUCGCGGUUUAGCGUUUUUUUCUUGAAUUUUAAUUACGCGGAGGUUCAGGUGUUUAGGGCUUUCAUGUAUUCCAAGUGCCCGACAUAUCGUUCAGUUGUACUUUUCGUGUGGUACGACAUGUCUGAUACUUUUUAUCAUCCCUAAAAUUUCUGAGAAUGGCUUUUCUUUGUCCUGUUCGCAUACGCCGGGGAACGAAGAAGAAAUCUGGCGUUCACAAUUUUAAUCUUGAGAGAGAUGGACUCGGUGGCUCGAGCAUUGGACUUGGAUCCAAUCGAGCGACUUUGCCACCAGGACGUAUCACUGGAAGUGCCAGUAUUGAAACCCUCGUGAGAGUUGGAAUUGAAAAGGAAAAUGGUUUAUCUCCAGACAGCAAAAUGGUUAUUGUUCAUGAUUUCACACCGUGCGUUGAUGAUGAACUUCAAGUUAAAAGAGGACAGGUAGUCAAUAUUUUAUACAGAGAGAACGACUGGGUUUACGUGAUCGCAGCGGAUACGAGAAUGGAAGGAUUUGUUCCUCACUCUUACUGCACCCCUUAUACGUCACAACUUGCAGAGCAAACACUCGCGAGUCUCAUGAAUAAUAUAAAGAAAAAAUUGCCACGAUCUCACGAAGGGGAUGGGGAUCUCGUCAACAACGGACGAUCCCAAGUCGAGUCACAGCACACGGACACCGGAUCUGCUUCGGACUGUGAAAGUUAUAUUCGAAAUAUCACGACUGCCGAUGUUAAUCGAACCCACAUGACUCAAUCUCAGAGCUCCAUUCAAGCUACACCCCAGCCUGACGUUCAUCCCUUCUUCAAGGACCCAUCGGCUGGGAGGUACAUCGUCCUGUACACCUUCGUGGCUCGAGAUGAGAAUGACGUGAGUGUGGAAAGGGGUGAAUUCGUAACAGUCCUGAAUCGUGAUGAUCCUGAUUGGUUCUGGGUACUUCGACACUGUGAUGGCAAUGAGGGAUUCGUCCCAUCAGGUUUUGUAUAUCCUGGACACGUACUGCAUUCAUAUGCCACUACUGGGACCACCACAACAACAACAACUGCUACUAGUGAUGUCUCACAUGUAUUAGGCCAUAGGAAUGGAGCAUCAAACGAUCGACAGCUUCAGCAAAAAGAUCUGCGAGACUUCAGAGAUGAAGCGACUGGGACUGAACUAGUGGUUUUAUAUGAUUACAAGGCGCAGGCGCCGGAUGAUCUCUCUGUAAAAAGGGCAGAUUGGAUUUAUGCUGAUCUCGGUAAUCAGACUGUCGAUGGAUGGCUGUGGGCCUAUGCCCCAAAAACCCGAAAAUACGGUUUUAUACCGAAAGCUUACGCUCGUCCUCCUGCCAUGACAAGUUUGUAAUAAUCAUUCCACAAAUUUGCGCCUCGAUAAAUAUCAAUAUAAAUCCCUCACCCUUCGAUUAAUAAACUUUACUGAAUAAUAAAGCCGUCUUGAACCUCGAAGAAAUUAUAUGAGCAAUCAUUUUUUUUUUGCGGAGGGAAAACGGAAAAAAGUCUGCAGGUGACAACUUCGUAAUGGAAAUUGGUGAUUUAAUUAAUAAAAUUAAUACUGAUAAGAGAAA